This is a messenger RNA of Acinonyx jubatus (cheetah), 3087 nucleotides long. RefSeq names its product small integral membrane protein 33 (gene SMIM33). Bases 289 to 687 code for a protein of 132 amino acids. Lineage: Eukaryota; Metazoa; Chordata; Mammalia; Carnivora; Felidae. The record is from RefSeq and is a predicted model, not a curated record. The transcript has 2 exons.
UGGAAGAGGAGUAGGCAGCUAGACCCAGGCUCCUGAAGCUGGCAGGGAGCAUGGAGGGAAGUGCCAAGAUCAAGAUCCUAUCACAGUUCAGGGUUGGGACAGGGGAGUCCUAAUAUUCACGAAAGUGAAAGCGCGGGAGAGACGUUGAGGGUGUGUGCGCAGAGGGUGUGUGCCUGGUAAACCCCAUAGACGUGGCAGCUCCGGGUAGGGGCCAACCAAGCUGGGGUGGCAGGUUCUUCCUUGCCCUGCUGGCUGCCAGUCCCCAGGGAGCCUUGCACCAGGCGGACAAUGCACCAGGCUGGCCGCCAUCCCUGGUCUUCUCCAGCUGUGAACGGGUCAGCGGGGCAGGAGCCCCAGAGGCAGCUCCCGGAUAUGCUGAGUGGGGCUUGGGAACCACCUCGAGGAGAUGGGCUGCCCCUGCUCACUGUCAUCGUCACUGCCUUUGUCCUGCUGGCAGUCUGUAUUGUGGUGGCAGUCCACUUUGGGCCAAGGCUACAUCAGGGCCAUGCCACUCUCCCCACAGAGCCACCAGCCCCGAAGCCAGAGGGUGGCAUCUACCUCAUCCACUGGCGAGUGUUGGACCCCUGGGACAGUCAUGAAGAUGCCCAGCAGGAGCCUCCUGUCCCUGGCUCCUACCCUGUGCCAGAUGGGCCUACGCUCAGCAUUGAAGAAGUCACAUAUCUAUAGGAGGAAGACUUUGAAAAGCUGGACUGACCUGGCUCAGAACAAGCAACUGGACAGAGAAUUAGGGCAAAAGAAAAUUGGGUCUUGGGCAUCAGAGCUUUGGAAGGGCACACAUGGACUCAGCAGGAGCUGCUCUCCCUGCAGAAUAUUUAUAGAGAAAGCCCUGAUGUGGACAGGAGAAAUAAAAGAAACUUGAGGGCUUUGCCCAGAAACAUGCUGCUGUGAGCAUUCCGAGUGCCAAAGGCCACCUUUACAAAGCUACCCUCUCCUUUUCAAGGACCAUCAGAUCCCUGACCAAGUCCUCACUCUCUCCUCUCAUCCCUAAUCUCCUUUGCUUUUGUUGUUAAUGUGAGUCCAGCUUGAAAGAUUCCACCACCCACUCCACCUCUGUGCAGGGAUAUCAGAGUCUCCCUGUGGAGGUCCCGUCCCCAAAGCCCCCAGGUCCUGUGAGGGCCAGCCAAGGAGAGGGAAGGCAAAGAACCCAGGGGUCUGCCUUUUCCGGGACUCAGGAAGAGAAGGAAAAUUUGCUGCCUUUCACUGAUUGAAAGACAUCCCUUUGGCUUUUGGUGUCUAGGCCUUGUCAGCAACUUCCGAGGCCCUUGCAAAGCCCCAAGCACCAAUUCUAGCUCCUCAAAAUGCUUUUGAAUGCCUUCCACUGUGUUGGGGCAAGACCCUGUCUCACCUUCCCAGUGUGGGAUGGGGGGAUUUGGGAGAUUCCCAUUACCUCCCCUGUUCUGUGUGUAUAGGCCUAUUGGAACAGGCCUAAAACUUAUCCCUGGACAUUUCCCAAAUCCGGAACCUUCCAGUCAGUGGGAAAACAGGAAAGGAAGAGGAGCUUUGUGGAGUUUGUUUAAAGGAAGGAAGGAGUGAGGAGAGGAUUUAUAGGGGGUGGGGUGCGCAUAGGAGUUGUUAAGAUGCAGGAAGACAGAGCUGAGCCUCCUGGUGGCUCUCUGGAAAGGCACCCUUGCCCUGACACCUUUGAAUCUCACUCGUGUGCUGUCAAGAACACGCAGACAGGCAUUUAUGGAGAGACCUCUGGGUACUUUACCCUGGAGAACGCUUGAGGACAACAGACCAACACUGGGCACUGCCCUUGGUGAAACCCUAGCACAGUCAGGAAGGGUAGGAAAUAACAGAAGACAAAGAGGAACAGAGGUGGAGAUUGUAAUGUAUACAGAGGACUGGCUUGCCUCCUUUGGGACUGGUGAGAGGCAACUAUAAUGUUAAUAGCUGCUCCUUCUUGUAGUCCAGCUCUGUGCUGAGCACCCGGCCCAUCUGUGGACCUGUGGAUAUUAUAUUGUUCCCUCCUCACCUUGGGAGGAAGAGCCACUGUUAUCCACAUUGUAUAGUUGGGGAUAUCAAGAUACCCAGGGGGACACAGGUACUAACCAGUGAAGGCAGGUUUGAACCUGAGCUGUCAGACUCCACAGCCUAAGCACCAAGUUGGGGGCUGGAUGGGUGGGGGAAGGUCAUUUUGGAAAGGCCCUUGAUUCUGCCCUGGUUUCUAGGUACAGGAGUGACUGAUGUAAUGCUGGAGGAUCCUCACAUCUUGGGGACAGAAUGGCUAGGACAGCUGUGAGGAAGAGGAGAUUGCAUCCCCCUUUACUCCCUUGGCUGUGUCAUCCUUGGGGGCAGUUGGUUCCUUCUGGCAAAUGUGUGCCUAUGUGUGGAGUCUUUCUCCACAGAGACGAUGUACACAGAAAUUCAUAUCGAGUGUUUGUGAUAAAAACAGAAGUGAGGGGCACCUGGCUGCCUAAGUCAGUAAAACAUCUGAUUCUUGAUCUCAGGGUUGUGAGUGCAAGCCCCACAUUGGGUGUAGAGAUUAAUUUAAAAAAUUAACAACAACAACAACAACAACCAGAGGUGAGAGGUAGGGAACAAAUCCUGGGUAGAACAGGUGGAACUGGUAGAAAUGGGCUGCCUGUCUUCCCAGAGAGGGGCAAUUUUUCCACUACAGCAUUGCUACAAUGGCUCAGUUUUAACAGUGAUGGCAUAAGAUACAGCAGGUGCUUGGCUGUGUUGUCCAAGGUCCCCCAGAGUGUAUCCCAUCUCCACACACAAAUGCUCUUCUCCCCCCACCCUUUAUCCCUUUGCAGGCUCUAUCAUCUGGGGACAUUCAUUCAGUGCCCCCAGCUCCUUUGAGCAGCCCCUUGCCUGGGAUCCAGCUGUGUACCCCUCAUGGCAUCUGCACACCUGCUCAGGACGCUCUGUAUUCCCCAAGCCUCCCACUAGGGACAAGAGCCAUAAAAGGACAGGCAGAUGCCAUGGGGUGCGCUACCUUCUGCACCCUCAGCCUGACUGCUGGGCUCUGUUCACAGUGAAAUGAUACUCACCACCACUCUGUCCUGUCCUAGAAUAAGGAGGGGUAUAAGGAAGUAUGUCUGUGCAAGUGGAUUUGGACAU